This is a messenger RNA of Setaria italica (foxtail millet), 1775 nucleotides long. Its product is annotated as transcription factor bHLH68. Lineage: Eukaryota; Viridiplantae; Streptophyta; Magnoliopsida; Poales; Poaceae. Gene Ontology annotation, biological process: regulation of transcription by RNA polymerase II. Gene Ontology annotation, molecular function: protein dimerization activity; RNA polymerase II cis-regulatory region sequence-specific DNA binding; DNA-binding transcription factor activity, RNA polymerase II-specific. The transcript has 8 exons. Gene Ontology annotation, cellular component: nucleus. The record is from RefSeq and is a predicted model, not a curated record. Bases 198 to 1301 code for a protein of 367 amino acids.
CCUCCUCUCUUUGCUGUUGUUUUCUAUCUCUAGAGACCCCAUCUCUAGAAAGAGAAAGCAGCAGGACGGAGGAGGACAAGCAAAGCUACCGGCCGGCCAGACCCUAAAGAUUGACCUGAUAUUGCAUAAUAAGAGAAUUUGCUGCUGCAAGAUGGCUGCUGGAUCCUAGAAAUUUCUGCUGUGUGCUCAAGCCAAGCAUGAUGGGUGGAGGAGAGUUCAAGAGCUCUUUGCUGCAGCAGAUGAUGUGGAGUGGUGGUACAGACAGCAAGAAUAUGAUGAGUAGUUUGAUGCCUUGUGCCGAGGAGCAAGAGGCCUCCAACAACAAGAUGCCACCCUUAUCUUCUCCUUCCAUGCUCCUCCCCCAGCACCUCCUUCAAAUCUCUUCUGGUCUGGCUCCUGAGGUGAACAGCGCUGCGACUUCUCUUGCAAGCAGUGAUCUGCAUGAUGGGCGGGAGAGCAACAUGCCAGAGUCAUGGAGCCAGCUGCUUCUUGGGGGAUUAGUUGGAGAUCAUGAGAGAUACAGCGCCGCCACAGCUCUACUGUCAAAAGGAUUAGAGGAGGGACCUAUGCCUAAUCAGGGUGCUGCAGCAGCUUACAAUUUCUAUGGCCAUGGUGGUGGUGGUGGUGAGGAGAUCCAGACAUCGGGUACCAACAAAUCUCAGGUGGCGUCCUCUCCUAGGUCAUGCAUCACCGCAAGCCUCGGCAGCAACAUGCUAGACUUCUCAAACAGCACAGUGCAGGCACCCGAGGUGAAGAAUCAUCACUCCGAUAACUCUUCUGAGGGUAACAGCACUGCAAGUGGUUCAGCUCCAAAGAAGGCUAGGGUUCAAACCUCUUCUUCAGCACAAUCUACUCUAAAGGUAAGAAAGGAGAGGCUUGGGGAUAGAAUAACAGCACUUCACCAGAUAGUAUCCCCAUUUGGAAAGACUGACACUGCCUCCGUACUACAGGAGACUAUUGGCUACAUUAGGUUCCUCCUGAGUCAAAUUGAGGCUCUCAGCUUCCCGUACUUGGGCCAUGGCAACGGAAGCUCCUCCAUGCAACAACACACCGUAGCAAGUUUGCUGAACCACAGCACUAGCAUUGGCACGGUAGAAGCUCAAGGCCCCACCGAGCAGGACGAGGGAGACGUUGGUGACGAGGAGAGCAAGAAGGAUUUGAGGAGCAGAGGGUUGUGCCUGGUACCGGUGUCGUGCACGUCGCACCUGGCCGGCGACGACAGCGGCGCCUCCGACUUCUGGGCGGUGGCCGCGGCGCCACCGCCGCCGCCGCCGCCGCUCGGCAGCAUCAUCUGGCGAUAGGACCGCAUCGAUCGAUCAUCAGCCGACGCAUGGAUAUCUCCGGCGACGAUUCUCCGCCGCGCGCCGCCGUCCAUUGCACUGCAUGUAUACCGUAAAUAUACACCAUGCAUUACUAUUACUUUUUUCGCUGAAUUUUGGUUGCUGCUUGCUAGCUUCAUAUAUCAUGUGUUGUGAUUCAGAUCACCAUGCGUGGAGCUAGCUAGCAGCUACCAGCUCUGUAUACCCAUGAAUUGAGUAUACGCGUGCGUACGUGUAUACGUAUAGGCGUACGUACGUAGGGUUGAGAUGAUGAUUGAGCACAUGCAUAUCAUCAGGAGCCGUCAUUCUGUCGCAGCUGCAUGCAGUGUAUAACUAAGCAGCUAGGCUGAUUGCUCUUGAUGGUAUGCAUAUAUGUAUAUGUACACUAUACCUUUUCAUAUGUAUGUAUAUGUGCGGGCUGUGACUAGCUGCCCCUGUGUACCUUUUGAAGAAUAA